Lepidothrix coronata (blue-crowned manakin) is the source of this 2839-nucleotide messenger RNA. RefSeq names its product family with sequence similarity 189 member A1 (gene ENTREP2). Lineage: Eukaryota; Metazoa; Chordata; Aves; Passeriformes; Pipridae. The coding region runs from base 1 to 2193 and encodes 730 amino acids. Gene Ontology annotation, cellular component: membrane. The transcript has 12 exons. The record is from RefSeq and is a predicted model, not a curated record.
AUGCCGGCGGGCGGCGGGGCGGCGCGGGGCCCCGGCGGGGCGCGCUCGCUCAGCCCCACCGCGCUGUCCCGCAGCCUGUCCCGCCUGCGCGAGCAGCGCGCCCGCUCGCGGGCCAUGCUGGCCCUGGGGGUCACGCAGAUGGUGCUCGGCUGCCUCAUCGUGGCCGUCAGCUUCGCCGCCCUGGCUCUCACCACCUCGGCCCGCGUCCGCCACUCCUGCCCGUUCUGGGCCGGCUUCUCGGUGCUGUUGUCCGGAUUGAUUGGUGUUGUUUCUUGGAAGAGACCACUUUCACUUGUGAUCACCUUUUUCAUGCUGCUGUCUGCAGUGUGUGUCAUGCUGAACUUGGCCGGCUCCAUCCUCUCCUGCCAGAACGCUCAGCUGGUGAAGUCCCUGGAAGGCUGUCAGCUGAUUAAAUUCGACAGUGACGGUGUCUGUGUUUGCUGUGAAAUGCAGCACCAAACAUCAGGGUGCAGUAACUUGGGAGAAACCCUGAAGCUGAACCCUCUGCAGGAGUGUAACGCAGUAAGGCUGACCCUAAAGGACCUGUUGUUCAGUGUGUGCGCUCUCAAUAUCAUCUCCACCAUUGUCUGUGCUUUGGCAACAGCAAUGUGUUGCAUGCAGAUGGUUUCUUCUGAUCUUCUGCAAAUGUUUCUGCCACAGAGGCCGCAUUCUACCAAUCCUGACUGCAUGACUCCACACGGGACUGUCCUGCAUCAAACCUUGGAUUUUGAUGAGUUCAUACCACCAAUCCCACCUCCACCCUACUACCCCCCAGAAUACACCUGCACACCAGUGGUAGAGGCACAGAGAGGUCUCCAUUUGGACUUUCCUCAUUCCCCGUUCGGUGCUUUGUACGAAGUAACUAUUAAUAGCCCGGGAAUGCUGUAUCCAAGUGAACUGCCCCCUCCUUAUGAGGCAGUGAUGGGAGAGAUGCCUGCCAGUCAGGUCUCUGGUACCGCCCAGCAAGUGUCUGACUCAGCCCUGGGGGAGAGGAACGUGACCCCGGACUUCAGCACACAAGUUUCUGUUGAGAGCACCUCUCUGUUGGUCUCUGAGGCUGUUGAUAUCCCCGACCACAGCUACUCCUCUGAAGAUCUUUGUUCGCUGGAAGUUCAAGGAUCUCUCCACUCUGCAGAUCUUUCUCCCUACUGUAUAACCCCCAAAGGGGCUGCAGACCAGAGCUGCAGCCCCCUGGAUUACCACACUCACUGCAGGUUCCACAGAACUCGCUCAGAGGGUUUUCCUGAGGAUGACAGUUCCCACAACCGAGCCUCCACAGACAGGGCUCACAGACAGGAAAAGAACUGUGCCCAUGGCAGACCCUUGGACUGUUCCUCAGGGAAUUACAGCCCCUCAGAAAGAGAACUGCAGAGUUCUGCUCAAGAGAGCAAUGCCACGGCAUCUUUGAAGCAAAAGAAAACCUGCUGUGUGGACUUCAGCCAGCCUGUCCCUUUGCAGACCUCUCCCUGUUUUGGGCCUGCAAAUACUUCAUCAUACACAAGUGGCCAUGAGACUGCUGUGCGGCAGCACAUUAGAAAACACCCAAUUUCAAACAUAGUCAGAUCAAACAGUGCCCCCGUGUCAUGGUCGUUUGUGACAGAAGGUGAUAAUUGUGCCUGGACUCCUGUAUGCAGCCAGUGUCAAGAUGCAGGAUUAUCUCCAGCUACAGUAGAAACAGUUGCUGUUUCUGGUUCUCAUAUGGCUGCCUCUGCCUGUCAGCAUUCUUUGAGCAGUUUCCUAUCAACUGGAAAACAGAGGGAUACACGGAAAAUUGACCUGCACCUAAAGCCAAAGGCUUUUCACACAGUCUCAAAAGAGCGGCCACACUCCUUAGUGGACCUUAAGGCCUAUAAAGACACAAAAAUUUUAGUGGCAAAAUUUUUGGAACAUUCAAACUGUAAUCUCCCUCCAGAAGUACGUCACGUAGUGAACAGCAUCCGCUCAGUAAUUAAAUCUGAUGAGAGACACAUGGAAGAAGCCAUCUUCAGUGCCAAUAUUAUAGACCAGGUCAUUACGAGUUCCCAGCAGAAUGUGAAAACCUGCAGAAAGCACCUUCGGGAAGAUCUUCACCUGCAGAGCUGUGGUGCUCUGAGCUCGCCAGUUGCCUUCUCACGUAGGUCUCACAUCUCCCGAAGUUUAGAGCGGGACAGGCCCCACAGUUUAAUUGGAGUUUGCCGGGAGACCAUCCUUUGAUAACAUUCACAGGUAUGUGAUUCCAGCAGAGAGAACUGUGGAAGAAACCAGGACUGGGAGAAAUACAAAUAGUGGACGACUUAAAAAGGAAAAAGUGUCUUUCCUUGGAAUUCCACUUCUUUCCAACAGCAGGAUGAGAACAACUGUUUUUCUGAAUGUAAAUUUCAGCCUUGAUUUUUGCAAAAUUUUAAUUGAUUUAUUAGUUAAGUCAUAACAAGUGUUUUCCCAACUGGAAAUGCAUUUAUGUCACUGUACUUACAGAAAUGCUACUGAUGCUGCCCAGCAUUUCUUGAAAACCAUUGGAAACCCACCAGAGACUGACUGUACAACUUUAAAGUUGUAUUUAUUUAAUGUACCUCAAAGUGUUUUAACUAUUGUCAGUGUUUUAAUAAAAAGUAUUUCUGGACUUUGCUUUUUCAACAACUGAUUUGGAUAGAAAUGUAAAGGGGAUCCACACACACAUAACAGUGCUGCUUCUAAUCCAUUUUCCCAGUGUCCUUCAUUCCAGACUAACUGAUCUGUCAGAUUAGAACUCCUCCCCCCCCCAAUGUUGCCCUCUUAACCUACAGGACUGGCUGCAGUGUGGUUUAUUUUUGCUUUGUUCUGAAUGCCCAUGAGUUUAUUCCAGCAGUAGCAUCUGGUACUG